AUGUUCCACAGCGGCAUCCCCGUUGGUGCUCCCUCGUCACCUUUACAGAGCCGUCACCAAAAUAGGUCUUCAUCUUCGUCGAGUUCGCUGGCGGCCACUCGAGGCCGUGGGGAUAGCAGUAACAGUUUGAGUGCUGAUGCCGGCGGUCCAAGGAGGGCGAUCUGGAGUCUUUUGAAUGAAGGCAACAACAACUCCAAUACCGACAACAACAACAACAAUUCUAUUCCUCCUCCUCCUCCUUCCUGGCGCUCACAGAGACCAUCAUCGCCGCCCACAGUUCGAUCGCCUUCGGUGUUGCGGGUUCCACUGCACGCUGUGGUCUCAGCUCCGAAUUUCGCCGACUCGAAAUAUUCCCCCGAUUUGCGUCGCAACACCAGCGCGUGUUCACUCUUCUCGAUGGGAAGUAGCCUUGAGGGCCACCCAAGGUCUGACUACUAUUCGUCUCCUACCCUUACGGGACGAAAUGCUCGCUCGCCGUGGUCACUAAUUUCGCCCACUAGUGCUGCUGCUAAUCCCGAGGGCAGCUAUCCGUAUGAGACUUCAGACCAGCUGGUAUUUGUCUAUGGCACACUCAAGCGGGGAUUGAAGAAUCACAAACUUAUGAUACCCAAGGCUGGAAGUGACGAUGUUGCCUUCAUUUCGGCCGCUCGAACUGAAAUCCCCUACCCCAUGAUUUACGACACCAACUACUUCAUUCCCUACGUCCUGGAAAUCCCCGGUGGUGGCUUGCGUGUUGAAGGUGAAAUCUACAGAGUAUCGCCAUCUAAAAUGAGGGAGUUGGACAUUCUGGAGGGAUGCCCUAGAAGGUAUGAGCGUGGGAGUAUCAUGGUCGUGCCUGAUGACUGUGAAGAAUUGAAAAAACAAAUGCCAGAAGCCUACGAAACCGCACGAAGAAAAAUUGUCAGACUUCGUCACCGCAUGCAUCUUCAUCGGAGACGAAGCUUACCAUACAAUGUCACAUAUAUUUUCGCAACAUGGAUGAACAACCAGUGUGGAAUUUUGACGAGACGGGUCACCGUGUCCGCUGAGAGGAACUACCUCGAAUGCCACUUCUCGCCUAGAAUCACCAGUCAGUUCUCAACAAGAACAGCAACAGCAAGAGUCGUCAGCAUCUGCAAUUUGUUCGUCAUCGUCAUCGUCGUCUUUGGUCUUGUCAGAAACUCAAGAAAAUCUUUUUUCGCAUCGGCAAAAAAACUAGUCUCUGAGGUAGAGCAGCAGCUCCUCAUCAUCAUUAUUAUCAGGGAUUUCUAUAUCGGUUGGGGAACGUCACUAAGACAGUUGGGUGCUGCACCUAAUGCCAAUGAGGAAAAAUAUUGGCGGUUUUUGUACACUGUGUGA
Molecule: messenger RNA, 1338 nt
Organism: Perkinsus marinus ATCC 50983
Lineage: Eukaryota; Perkinsozoa; Perkinsida; Perkinsidae
Exons: 13
Coding region: 1-1338 (445 amino acids)
Molecular function (GO): gamma-glutamylaminecyclotransferase activity
Source: RefSeq, a predicted model, not a curated record